Cucurbitaria berberidis CBS 394.84 is the source of this 510-nucleotide messenger RNA. RefSeq lists its product as uncharacterized. The record is from RefSeq and is a predicted model, not a curated record. NCBI's taxonomy places the organism in Eukaryota, Fungi, Ascomycota, Dothideomycetes, Pleosporales, Cucurbitariaceae. Gene Ontology annotation, molecular function: rRNA primary transcript binding. Gene Ontology annotation, cellular component: ribonuclease MRP complex. Gene Ontology annotation, biological process: maturation of 5.8S rRNA from tricistronic rRNA transcript (SSU-rRNA, 5.8S rRNA, LSU-rRNA); nuclear-transcribed mRNA catabolic process, RNase MRP-dependent. The transcript is spliced from 2 exons. The coding region runs from base 1 to 510 and encodes 169 amino acids.
AUGCCUUCCGCUUCACCAGCCAUCACUGCAAUCGCCCUUCUCACCGUAAGUUCACACGAAAAGGCAAUGCUUCACGAUAUCUACGAACUCCUCGACAAACUCUUUGUGCGCAAUAGGAACCAGCACCGCCGCUCCCACUGGUGGAAGGGCCUCCACGCAUUCCGGAAGCAGACCGGCCUUCUCCUUCAAGAGAUGGAGGGCAAGAAGAGUGAGCGUGAGGGGAAACUUGAAGCGAGACUGCAGUAUUGGGAUGAGAAGUGCAUCCAUCAGUGGUAUUAUCAAUUGGUUGCCGUGGGCCCGUUUGCAAUGCUAGGCUUAGUCAUGAUGGCUUCUGUCGCUCGAGUCUGCCGCAUUACUGGCAUCACAGCCGUCUAUGAAGAGAUCGCUUCCGGGGAUGUUCAAGGCGUCCUGAGCGCGAGUGAUGAGUUAGCUUUAGCCGCUGAGUUUGGUAACGUCCUAGAUGCUGAAGAGGACUGGGAUGAGGGCGUUGUAAUAGCGAGAGACGAGUAG